Messenger RNA from Solea solea (common sole), 6714 nucleotides. RefSeq names its product insulin receptor substrate 2b (gene irs2b). Gene Ontology annotation, cellular component: cytosol; plasma membrane. Gene Ontology annotation, molecular function: phosphatidylinositol 3-kinase binding; insulin receptor binding. The record is from RefSeq and is a predicted model, not a curated record. Lineage: Eukaryota; Metazoa; Chordata; Actinopteri; Pleuronectiformes; Soleidae. Gene Ontology annotation, biological process: insulin receptor signaling pathway. The transcript has 2 exons. The coding region runs from base 550 to 3912 and encodes 1120 amino acids.
AUGUACAGUCACACCAUAAAAAAGGAGAUAUUUGAGCUGAUUGGUGAAAAAACCCCACACACCACAGAUAUUUUGCUGGAUCAUAAGACCAGAGCUGCUAUAAAUAAAGCGUCAGUGCUGACUGACUACGCGCAAACGCGUCGGAAGAGGGCAGAGUGAUAGUAGGAGGGUUCUCUCCUUCUCUCCCUCCUUUGAACCAGAGCCAUCUCACUCCAGCAUUCAUCCUCUUUCCACCAAUAGGCCCAAUGAGCUGACUGUGCACCACCCACUAUCGCUGUGUGUAUUUUUUCUUCUCCGCUCCCUUCCUUUUUUUUCAAAGCCAGUCAGAGCUGGAUGUGUGUAGACCGUCACAUGUUGUUUCCCCUCCUCAGUCGGGACACCGGGAGACAUGUGUUAUAUAUCGCUCAGCUGUGGGAGAAGACGAACCGACGCACUCGAGCGGCUCCGGAGACACAAGGACUGAAAUAAAAGCGCAGUCGUUUCUCCAACAACUCGAGGGAAAAAAAAGGGGGGAAGGAAGCAUUGUGUCUGCACGCAGAGGACGCGAGAAUGGCGAGUCCGCCGAACACGGGAGAGCAGUCGUUAUUACCCGGCAACGUGAGCAACAAUGUCAAGAAAUGCGGAUAUCUGAAGAAGCAGAAACACGGACAUAAGCGCUUUUUUGUUUUGAAGGAGCCGGGCGAGGGUUUCCCUCCGCGCCUGGAGUACUACGAGAGCGAGAAGAAAUGGAAAAACAAAUCGGCUGCGAAGAGAGUUAUACCUCUGGACUGCUGCCUCAAUAUCAACAAGAGAGCGGACGCGAAACACAAGUAUCUCAUCGCUCUGUAUACCAAGGACGAAUAUUUCGCCGUGGCUGCUGAGAACGAGCAGGAGCAGGAGAGCUGGUACCGGGCACUGGCGGAUUUAAUGGCUGAGGGGAAAGUGUAUGAUGGCUCUGCGUCCAACUCUGCGUCCUCGCUGGUUGGCUUCGACGAGGCGAGCUACGGCGUGAUAACGCCGGUCACCGCCGCCUACAAGGAAGUGUGGCAGGUUAAUCUGAAAUCUAAAGGCUUGGGACAGAGCAGGAAUUUAACCGGGGUGUACAGGCUGUGUCUCUCCAGUCGGACUAUCAGCUUUGUGAAGCUGAACUCGGAGGUCGCCUCCGUCAUCUUACAGCUGAUGAAUAUCCGGCGGUGCGGCCACUCUGACAGCUUUUUCUUCAUCGAGGUGGGUCGGUCUUCAGCCACGGGUCCCGGGGAGCUGUGGAUGCAGGCUGAUGAUUCCGUGGUGGCACAAAGCAUCCACGAAACUAUUCUGGAGGCGAUGAAAUCCAUGAAGGAGCUGUCGGAGUUCCGUCCGCGCAGCAAAAGCCAGUCGUCGGGUACGAACCCAAUCUCGGUGCCCACAAGGAGGCACCUGAACAAUCUGCCCCCCAGUCAGACCGGGCUUACCCGGCGGUCACGCACUGACAGCAUGGCCAUGACCUCCCCUGUGAGUAAAUUCUCCUCCUGCCGAAUACGAACAGCCAGCGAGGGCGACGGCACCAUGACACGCCCUAUAUCAGUGACUGGGAGCCCACUCAGCCCCGGGGGUCACAGGACCCUCUUGAGCAGAUCUCACACCAUUACAGCUCACCCCUGUCGGACUUUUGAAUCCUCUUCCCUUCAGCACAGUAAGUCCAUGUCUAUGCCCCUGUCUCACACCCCACCCAUAGCCACCCCAAGCCAAGUGAGCCUGUCCUCCUGCCAAGACUCUGUUGCCCCUCGACCCUCCAGUUGCAGUGCCUCCUUCUCAGGCUCACCCAGUGAUGCUGGCUUCAUAUCAUGUGAGGAGUAUGGAUCCAGCCCUGCAGAUGCACGCGACAUCAGACUGCCACUCACCCUCCGAAGCAACACUCCUGAGUCCCUUAAAGCUGACACUCCCCCCUCCCGAGAUGGCAGUGAGCUUGAGGGCUACAUGGUGAUGGAGAGGCAGAAUUUGAAUGGUUUUCGUCGGUUACCAGACAUGGACAAGGCUUAUCGAAAGCGCACAUUCUCUCUUACUACCCCUCGCCAGCAGAGGGCCCCUUUCCAAGUAUCUUCAGCCUCCCUGGAUGAGUAUACUCUUAUGAGGGCCACAUAUAAAAGCGGAAGCCAGUCUUUUCGCAGAUGUCACAUCACCUCAGCUAAAGGGACCUAUCCUGAGGAUUACAGGGACGUCCAGAUUGGAUCUAAUAAUAUCCAAGCUGACAGUGGUUACAUGCCUAUGAUGCCAGGUGUGUCACCUCAAAUGCCAGGGUCCAAGGAUGACCCCUACAUGCCAAUGAGCCCCAUGUGUGUUUCUGCUCCAAAGCAGAUCAUCAACCCCCGUUCACACUCCUCUUCUGUUGGGCUGGCCCCGCACACAGACUCCCCUGUGAGUGUUUCUCUGGAGGACAGUGGCUAUAUGCGCAUGUGGUGCGGAACCAAAAUGUCUGUGGAGAGUGCAGAUGGAAAGUUCACAAAUGGAGAGUACUUGAAUAUGUCUCCUGUUGACCCUCUGGUGUCUCUCACACCCCCCGAGUACAUCCUCAGUCCAGGAGGAAAUCCUAACCCCCAACAUCACAAACUGCCUUAUUCCUUUAGCUCUUUACCACACUCAAUUAAAAGCCCAUUGCAGCGCAAUGGGUCAACAGAUUCAGAUCAGUAUGUGGUGAUGAGUUUACAAAGACAGCGAAUAGAAGAGGAGUCCAACUAUUGUCCUGUGUCCCCAGGAGACUCUGUGGUCAGCAGCUGUGCUGGGACACCAAGCACCGUGUCCUCCACUGUAUCUCCACUCAGACUGGCUCGUGUAGAUGGGGGCAUGGUGCACCGUAGUAGGGUGUGUCGGCCCACCCGUCUGGCUCUGGAAUCUCUCAGAACAUUACCAUGUAUGAGCGAACAUCCUCUUCCGUCAGAGCCACGGAGCCCUGGAGAGUAUAUCAACAUAGAUUUUAAUACUGCUACCCAUGACACUCAGGCCUCCACUGUGUCAGAAAGCUCUGAGGCAUCUGAAAGUAUAUUGUGUGAAAACCAGGUCUCCCUACCACUCUCUGACUAUGCUAAUGUUGACAUCAGUUCCCCAGGUCACCCUGGUUCACACCAAGCAAGGGCUCCCUCCCCGUCAGGGUCCCUAAACCACACACCUGAAGUCUUGCCUCUGGUGAACAAAAAGCAGAGUAUGCAGGAAGGUCAGGGAGAAGAAGAAGAAGAAAAAAGCACAGCAAGACAGGCAGAGGAGAGGGGGAGGGUAGAGGUAUAUCAUCCCCAGCAGCAGGUGAGCCUCAAAUGUCAGAAUGUACCAGUGAAGGAUGACUAUACUGAGAUGACUUUCAGUCCGUCUGCCCCACUGCCUGCUCUUUGCAGCACAGAUGCUGCUUCUCUCCCUACCAGCCCCACGACCUGUGUCCAGAGACUUAGCCUUGAAAGCAGCAUUGUGAAUGGGGUGCCCCAUGUGCCAGAAGACUCAUUUCUUGUGGGGUGUCCUUCAUUAUCUGUCACCCUCCUGGAUCCACACUGGGGGGCCAAAGUGAUCAGGGCUGACCCCCAGGGUCGCAGGCGGCACAGUUCUGAGACCUUUUCCUCCACCACCACUGUCACUCCUGUGUGUCCAUCCUUUGCCCACAACACCAAACGGCACAGCUCUGCCUCUGUGGAGAAUGUCUCCCGGACUGUGAACAGUUCUGAGGGACCUGAAGAAGACUAUAGCAACAACAGCCCCAUGUGCAGGGAGAUGUCAGCAGGUUAUCAAAAUGGACUUAACUACAUUGCCUUAAAUUUGAUGGAGGGGAACUAUGGUGGAUGUCGGUUAGGAGGCUGUGAUGGACUCCUGAGCUUCAAGACAGCCUGUGGCUGCAAGGGUGGCAUGAAUAGUUUCAACACAAGCCCCUAUGCCAGCAUGGGAUUCAAGGAGACUGCUGCUGCUGUGAAAGAAUGAAGGUUGAUGGGUCCUCCCUCCACCGCACCGCCCCCCCACCCGCUCCUCCUCCUCCUCCUGUGAACGUAGGAUUUGGCUGCAGCCAAGUGACGAGGUCGCCACAGCGACAGUUGGACCAUGCGCUGCAGCUAAUGUCCUUUGACCUCUUUGCUGCCUUCAAGGUUCACAGGGACUGCCAUCACCAUGGAAACAUGAACACUUGACCCUUGCCCCAAAUCUUCCCUCCGCUUUUCUCCGGCACCAAAACAUUCAGGCGCCAUCGCUGCUGUAGUUCUAGAUUACUUUUUAAAAAGAAAGAAAAACACCUUAAAUGGACUACUAACUCUAACCAUAGAUAGGUAACUAUUUAUCUAUUUAUCUCUGGAUGUAGGUCUGCAAAAUGAUUCUGCAGUAUAUUGUUAUGUUAAUUUUUGUUGUUAUUACCAUUCAUACACUUUCAACCGGCCUUAUUUUGGCUUUAGUCAAGAGUCGCCGGUUAACUUUCACCUGAAAACCUGUGAACCAAACCUGGAGAGUACGAGCGCGCACACACACAUACAUACACGCAAAGAAUGCAUACAGAUUACAUGUAUUUAUUUAUUUAUCAUGUCUGUAUGUAGUAACGAAAAUGUGUGCGUAAAAUACUUUUUAUACAGAUUGUACUGCAAAAAAGAGGUGGCAUUUAUGAACAUAUUUAAAAAUCAGAGUUAACAUUUGCUUAAAAAAAAAAACCUACCUCAGCAAAUAACCAGGUUGGUACCAAUUCACACAGUAAAAAUAUAUAUAAAAUAUUUAUUUUCGGAGGUGUAUGUUUUGUUUUGUUUCGUUUCUUUUUAAAAGAAUCACCAAUCCAAAGCCUUACUCUCACCAUCAGCUUCCAUCUGAUGGACCUUUUCAGUUUGGACCUAUGAACACGCAGUAUAUCAAAGAUUUAUCCGAUUAUCAGAGACUGAAUGUGCAUCAGAGCUGAAAGAGAAGCAGUCUCUCUGAGAUUAAGUUCCUCCUCUCCCCACACACAUUUAUGACGAUAUUAUGUAUUAAGAAACAUAGUAAUAUAUUGCCUGAGAUGGAGGUUGCAUUCACACCGAAGAGAAUGCACAUGCAGACAAUAUGAUAACACUUUACAUUGUAGUACAGCAAAAAAAUAUGGUAAUUUGGAGGUGAUAUUACAGUAAUACCAACUUAUUUCUAAUGCAAUUUCCAGCUUGGAAAUAGUGUGGUUCUAAUGUGAUAAUAUUACAGUAAUACCAUGUUAUUUCUAACAAAUAUCCAGUUAAUAGCUUGGUAAUGAGAAUUACUAUAGGCUGCACAUAAAAAUGAAUUCAAACUGAUAAUUACAAUAUAAUACAGUUGACAUUCAUGCCCCCCUUUGUCCCACAUACAUUCCCAAGCUAUUACUGGUGAUUACUAUAACAUAAGAGUGUAUUACCAUAAUAUUACUUUACAAUUGUUACAAAGUUAUUACCAUAUUCAUUACCUAGUCGUAUUGUUACUGUACUGCAAUGUAAAGUGGACCAGACAAUGCAGCAUGAACCAGGUCUACUUGGACUUGAGCACCGGAUCUGUGGCCUGACUGAGUCCAAGUCUCAGCACCUUUUUCUUUUUUUUAUGACACUUAACCAACUCACUCCUGUUCAACUGUGAUUUCCUGCUUAGCCAAUCCCGCAGGACGUUUAAUGACCUUUCAACACAAGGGAUGGGAACACGAAUGUUUUGAAAUUCUCUGUGGAGUUACUGGACAGCCCCAGUAUCUUCCAUUUUGUCACCUGAUGCCUCACUGUGGAGGCGUCUGUCACACGACAUCAGACAGCGUCGAGCAGCGCUGCGAGCGCGGGACGCUGAACUCGCAGCCUCCUGCUGCACGGUCUUGCACUUACAAACUUUCCAGAUUGUAACACAAGACACGUUGAAUGUAGUAUACGCUGUGUUCCAAGUUCGGGAGCACACGACCCACAAACGAACACCACAACAACUGCAACAACACGAAUGAAACAUGCAGAGGUAGAGAGGGGAGAAUAUAACGCAGACACAAGCCGAAUAAAAGAGACAAACCAGGGGAAGUAUCUUAUUUAUCUGAACUCACUGGUACCUAACCUUUGCUUCUACACUGUAAAUAGUGCGAUGUUACAGAGAAUUACAUCCAAGCAAACGCUGCAAAAGUUUUGAGAAAUGUUAAGUUAAAUAACUUAUGUUCUUUGUACUGUACAUAGUCUGUGUUUGAGUGAACUUUCUGAUACAACAAAAGCACUAAUUAAGUUAUAUGCUAAAUAGUAUGGUUUGGCUUUGAUUUCCUUUUUUAAACUGUCAUGGGAUAACGUGUGAAAUGGAUGCCACUACGAGGACAUUUUCUAAUGCUGUAAUUCUGAAAAAAAAAAGAUUUUAAGAGAAAUCAUUAAUACUUGACAUAGUUAAUUCUUACCAAGGUACAACACAAAUGGCAUAUAUGCAAUAUUUACACUUUCUAAAUUAGUUUACAAAGAUGUACCAAAUGUAUAAAUACUGUUAAUAAUGUUUGUUAAACCUAAAAAUCUAAUUUUUGCUGUUUGUACUUUUUUUUUUCUCUUCAAAUUUGAAAUUGAACUUUUCUCCUGUUUGUUUUUGAGCAGUGUUUUGCAUUUGGAUAAUGUUUCGACUUUUUAUUCAGCAUCUAAAGGUUAUGAUAUGGGCUCUGGCUUAUCUUGCUGUGACUUUCAUUGUAUAUUGUUUCAUAUCUUGCAUAUUGUGAUGCUACUAAGAGAGGAUAAUUUAAACAUAGUUCAUUGCUUAAGAUUGUAUUGAUUCUUUAUAGACACAUGCAAUAAAUAAUGACGUUAUUUAAGACAA